AGAGCAGGGGAGACGCUGCUGCAGCUGCUCCAAGGGGCUUCCAUGGUGGAAAAUCUCCAAUUUCCACCAUCAAAUCCAUCAUUUCUCUCUUCUAUGUUGUAUAUGUGUAGCUAAAAGUCCAUUUCACUGGGGUGGAGAGUAAAUUUCUGAAACUCUUUGUAAUUUCUCUAUUAAUGUAUGAUCUUGUAUGAAUUUUGUGUUCUAUCUUUAUUUUUCAUGCUUUUAAUGGGAAUCUGAGCUAUUUGAACGGUUAAAUCAUUGGGAAAUGUAUGAGACCGUGGACCUAGGAUAGAACUGCUAAAGGAUUUCGAGUCCUAGACAUAGGAGGGAAUUUUUAGUCAUCUGUGACAUUGUGUUUAAGGCAAAUCUGAUAAUUGAAUUAGCUAAGGGAUUAGCAAUUUAGUUUGAAUGAUUAAGAACUGUCUCUGAGGGAUCAGGACUGCAUGCGCCUAGGAUGUCGAUGCUUAAUUUUGAGGAAUUGUGUUAGUAGAAAAUUACCGGAGUGAUGAACUUGAAUUUCAACCCCAGUGAACUUUAAUUCAUCUGUUUUUACCACUUUACUUUCAUCUGCAUGCUAAAAUUCAUCUGUGUUACUAAAUUACGUUUAUUAAUCGCUAAAUUAGUAAACUUUAACAAUUAGUGAAACAUAACAAAUCUCUUGGGAAACGAUAUUCGGACUUACUGAUUUAUUACUUGUACGAUUCGGUACGCUUGCCGAGGUCACAACAAGUUUUUGGCGCCGUUGCCGGGGAUUUGUUUUUGUUUUCGUUGAUUGUUUGUUGUUUAUAUGGUUUAGUUGAUUUUAGCUAUCUGUUGUUUAAGUGUGUAUUGUGAUUAUAUUUGAAUUAUUGUACAUAAUUGUUAUCAUCUGUAGAGAUUGUGUAUUUUUGGAUUGUUUUCUUUUAGUUUGUGUUUUGUAUGAGAAGCAGAGAACAGGUUGAAAAUCUACUUUUCGAUCCGGAAAUUGAAAGAACUGCUCGAAGGAACAACAGUAGAAGGAGGCGACAAAGUAGAGAAUCCAGAGAAUCAUCUGCUAUCUCUGAAGAAAUUCUGGAUUUUUCAUCCGGGCAAGAAAAAGAAGAAAUGGAAGAUAAUCGCACUAGAGAAGGUUCUGGGCAAGGAAGACGUACUCUUGCAGAUUAUAAUACUUUCUCAGGACCUCUGCACUUCAACAGUAUUGCAAGACCAGUGGUGAAUGCUGCUAACAUGGAGAUGAAGCCAACUCUUAUUCAUCUGGUGCAGAACAAUCAAUUUCAUGGAUUAUCUCACGAGAAUCCAUACACUCACUUGGCUACUUUCAUGGAGAUAUGUAAUACAGUGAGGAUUCACCAGGUUCCAGAUGAAGCAAUCCGACUUAGCUUAUUUCCAUUCUCAUUGGCUGGUAAUGCAAAAAUGUGGCUGAAUUCCUUCCUAGAGAAUAGUCUAACAGUCUGGGAUGAUGUGGUUGCCAAAUUCCUGAACAAGUUCUUCCCUCAGUCCAAAGUCAAUAAGGGAAAGCAGGAGAUCUCUUCUUUCCAACAGGAUGCUGAUGAAACACUAGGUCAAGCAUGGGAUAGAUUCAAAGGCCUAUUGAGAAAAACCCCUACUCAUGGAUUUAAUGAGCCUACAAUGUUAAAUCUGUUUCUUGGAGGGCUGAAAUCUCAAACAAAGUUAAUGUUAGAUGCAUCAACUGGAGGUAAUAUCAGAUGGAAGACGCCUGAAGAUGCACAUGAUCUGAUUGAAAAUAUGGCUGCAAAUGAUAAUGAAGUUCAGAGUGAGAGAGCUCAAUUUCAACAAAAAGGUGUUCUUCAACUUCAAACUCAAGAUGCUUUACUAGCUCAGAACAAGAUUAUGACUCAGCAACUUGAGACAUUAAUGAAGAAGUUAUCUCAGCUACCUAAAGAACUGCAGAAUGUUUCUCAAUUUCAACAUCAGAGGGUUCAGAGUUGUCAAUUGUGCGGAGGAAAUCAUAAUAAUGGUCAAUGUGCAGUGCAAAUCAUGUCUCAUGAAGAAGUACACUAUAUGGGAAAUCAAGGUCUUCAGACGAAUUAUGAUCAACGUCAAAGUUUUAAUCAAGGAUGGAGACCACAUCCGAGUAUGGGACAAGCUGUUCCUUUCAACAGGCCACCUCCACAGAACUUUCAGCAACAACCUUCUCUGACAGAAAGAACUUCAAAACUGGAAGAAACUCUUCAGCAGUUUAUGCAGGUAUCAAUUUCCAACCAUAAAAGUACAGAAGCCUCACUUAGGAAUUUGGAGAUUCAGGUGGGUCAAUUAGCUAAGAAGUUGGAAGAAAAACCAGAGAAGGACUUUGGGGCAAACACUGAAGUAAAUCCAAAGGCAUACUGCAAUGUUAUUACUACAAGAUUAGGAAGAAUUCCGGAAGAAAGAGGGAUUGAGAAAAAAGUGAGUGAAGAAAAAGAUGAGAUGAGUAAACAGGGAGAUGAAGAAAAAGAGAGAGAGGGAGAGAAAAAGAAAGAACAUGUGUACGAGAAACCUCUUCCAUAUCCAAUGGUUGUCUGUAGAAAGGAUAAGGAAAGACAGUUCCAGAGUUUCAUUGAUAUUUUCAAGAAAUUGGAAAUCAAGAUGCCUUUCUCAGAAGCACUGAAACAAAUACCUGCUUAUUCAAGAUUCAUGAAAGAUUUGCUCACUAAGAAGAAGAAGAAGUAUAUUGAGGAAGAAACUAUAGAAGUACAGGGCCAAUGCAGUGCUAUCAUUCAGAAGUUGCUUCCUCCAAAGUUUAAAGAUCCAGGUAGUUUUACAAUUCCAUGCACCAUUGGUGAACUGGCUAUUGGGAAUGCGUUAAUUGAUCUUGGAGCCAGCAUCAAUCUUAUGCCUCUGUCAAUGUUUAAGAAGAUUGGAGAAUUAGAGUUGAAGCCCACACGCAUGACUCUACAAUUGGCAGACAGGUCGAUCAAAUAUCCACAGGGAGUAGUAGAAGAUGUUCUGGUAAAGGUAGAUAAAUUCUUAUUUCCGAUGGAUUUUGUUGUCAUGGAAAUGAAAGAAGAUACAGAAAUUCCUCUGAUUCUGGGAAGGCCAUUCAUGAAGACUGCUCGAGUGUUGAUUGAUGUUGAUGAGGGAAAGCUCAAAGUGAGAGUUGAGGAUGAAGAAGUAAAUUUCAAUGUCUUUGAAGCAAUGUCUCACCCAAAUGAUGAAGAUACAUGCUUUCAAAUUGAUGAACUUGAGGAAGUCUGCAUGAUUGCACAAAAGACGAUGCAUAUAUCCUCACCUCUUAAUCUCGAUGUUUUAAAGGAGAUUCCAUUUGAGGAAGAAGAGAAAAGAGAACAGAAGUUGCACUUGAAGUUGCUACCUUCACUUCUGAAUGAUGUCAAACCCUUGGAUCAACCACAGAGUGCUUCUCAAUGUCAAGCUAAAGACGUUAAACAAGCGCUUACUGGGAGGCAACCCAGCUUUCUAACUCUAUCUAUUUAUGUUUUCAGUUCUUUUGGUUGUGUGGAUUGAAUCUGAAUAUGUCAGGUUGUGUGGAUUGAUUUAUGUUUCUAAUUUGAUUUGAUUGUGAAUUGUGUGUUUGAAUGUUUGAAUUUGAAUUUGGAAUUCUGUCCAUGAUAACUGGCAUGAUUGUGAGAUUGUUAUUGCAGAAUCUGAGUUUUAGAACUUGUGUUAUGAUUAUAUAUGACUGGUUCUUGAAUCUGACUGAUUGUGACCCAGAAGUUGAAUAUCUGAGUGUACUGAGACAGCUUUGAAAGCAAGUGAGAAGUUGUUAUUGCUAUGAAUUUGAUUUUUGCAUAAUUCUUAUUAAUACAGAUGCAUUCUGGUUUAGAAAUGAGAAAGGCAGUUGUUUGUUUUUGAAAUUAACUACUUGGCCAGAUGACUACCCAUAUGUGAAUAUUCAUCCUUUGUUAUCCUGUUUAAGCCUUAUAUAUAUUUUUGUGAACCCUCAGCUUAUUACUGAACAAUCUACCUUAUCCAACACUCUAGGAGAAGAGAACAAGAAACAUAAUUGUCAAGAGAUAGGUAGAAAUUAAGUUUGGGGGAAAUCAUAAUCAGUUGAAUCUUAAACUGAAAAAAAAAAUGUAUUGUAUCAUGUAAAUAUGAUAAAGUAUCAAAGUUAGAGAAAAAUUCAAAAAAAAAAAUGUGCUAUGUGAUGAAUGAAGAGGUAGUUGAUGAAUAAAGUUUCACUGUUGUUAUGUUCUUGUUCUCCUCUUCUAUAGUGUUGUUUUGUUUCCUUGUAAAACCAUGUUUCUUCUAGCCAAGCCAAGUUAUAACCUGAGAAAGUCCUUUUGAUUUAAAUCAGAAUGUUUGAAGUGUAUAUGAGAUGACUUGCAAAAGUUGAUGAAGUAGUUGAUGACAAUUUGAGUAUGAAUUGGAGUUGUAAACACUUGCAGGUUGAGAUAAACACAAAUUGAGCAUUAUGGUUUUAUUCUUUUUCUGGUUGUCUUAUCAUUUUGGAUUCAAGAAUUUGUAAUAUAGAAGUCAUGACAUGUGAUCUGAAUAUUUGGAGGUGUAGGUACAAUCCUUACUGUUGUGUCAGAUAUUAUGUGAUGGAAUAUUAACUGCUUUGUUGGGUUCGUUUGUGUUGUUAUUGUCUAUUUUCAUGAGGACACAAAAAUAUAUAAGUUUGGGGGAGUUUAAUAGGUGAAAAGUUUACUUGUUUUUGUUGCUUAUAUUGUGGGGCUUUUGAGUAAGUUUUAGUGUUAAUUCUUGUAAGGUCUCGAAAAUUUAAACCACCUCCACCUGUCAAAUCACGUAAUUAUUACUCAAAAAUCCUGUCCAGAAUUUGUAUUAAGAAACGCACCCACACCUCUCGUUCUUAGCGUCAUUUAAUGCACCCUCGUCACACGUGCAGUGCCAUUAAAACGCACUCACACUCAUUCUGCAUGCAGCUGCCAAGUGUCACUUUGGAACAUUCGAAAACGUUAGUGGAAUCCAAGUGGCACCAGGCGAAUGGACGUUCGUCCUACGUGGGAAGAGAAAUUACUUUUCUGGAAAACACUCUCCCACUUCUCUGCAUGCUCCAUCUUCUUCCCUGAACCUUUGCUUUCCAAAUUCUCUGCCUUCUCUCUAGAACUUCCAUCUUCUCUCUACCAUAACUUACCUUCUUCUUCUCCGAUCCAAUUUCAAAGACCGUAGAAGCAAUCCAGACGUCAUAAGCUUUCCAUCAAACCGAACAAGUUCAAGUUUUGAAUCCUGUUCCAAGAGUUGAGUGAUCUGAGGAUAGAAGUGAUAGUUGGGCGAAUCCGGAUUAUUCACGUUAGGACGUUCGUUCACUACUGAUCCAGACGGAGAGGCGUUGCUUGAAGAAGCGCUGGAAGAAGAAAAUUUGGAGGACGCCAAUCUGGUCGAAGUAGAGGUUAAAGCCGAGCCCUAGAGCGCUCGUUAGUUGUAGCUUUUAUUUUCUGUUAGCUUUUGGGCGUUCGGUUAAAGUUUGUAAAACCGUUCGUCUUUAAACUUUGAAAUACUGCUGUAUGGUAUUUUA
Vigna angularis (adzuki bean) is the source of this 5416-nucleotide messenger RNA. RefSeq lists its product as uncharacterized. The coding region runs from base 919 to 3441 and encodes 840 amino acids. The transcript has 3 exons. NCBI's taxonomy places the organism in Eukaryota, Viridiplantae, Streptophyta, Magnoliopsida, Fabales, Fabaceae. The record is from RefSeq and is a predicted model, not a curated record.